AUGACAUGCCCAUUUUAUCCUCCUAAAUCAUUCAUGCUUGCCAUUGUCGGUUGCUCCACCAUCAAGGAUCUGAGAGUUUUAGAUACACCAAUCAAAGCUGGUCUCUCCCCUAGCACAUUGCCAUCUGCGUUCAACCUCGAUCGACUAUCUUUCGUUCCCGUCGGCGAGACGAACAGGGUGGGCGAAGGUCCUUUCGACAAAAAAUACCACGAUAUUGUCUAUUAUACUCGUUCUUACAGAAAACGACACUCAACUGAUACCAGCAACGGGGGAUUUUUCCCGCGCAUCAUGCCUGGAUGGGCACUUGUAAAUAUCUUCUGUCUUGCGAAACCAGAGUCGUUGAAGUACAUUCAGAUCUCUGGGAGUUAUUGUUCCCUCCAUGACUUCAAUGGCACCUGGUGGCCUAAUUUGGAGACACUCGUACUCACAGGACCCGAAGCCAUCCCGGAUUCCACGAAUCUUGCAGACGUCGUCGGGAGGAUGCCCAAGCUCUGGGAUCUACGUGUACUGUUCAACAAAGCACUGGCAAGCCCAGCGCGGAACAUCCACAGCAAUCAACGACCCUGUUUCCGUAUAGUCGAGCCUGGGCGUGAUGCCGAAUAUGCUGCUCGUUCUGUCCAGCAUGUUUCCGAACCAACUGUUUUUGGACAGAUAAAAUACUUCGCUGCAUCAAACGUGUGUAGCUUGGACUCGGCCUUCAAGUACUUUACGUCUUUGGAAGGUCUGGCGCUCAUAGCUGUCAUCAAUCACCCGCGUGUGCCGAUUGCCAGGGGUGAGGAGGAAACACGUUCUUUGCUGGCAGAUUUAGAAACUACGGGUAGCGGGAAGCGUCUGAAAGUUCUCAGAGUCAUGGUGGAGUGCGGAAUAACUCCAUCACUAAUCUCUAAAUUGGGCACGGUUUGCCCUUUGCUGGAAAAUCUCGAGGUAGAAAUAUGCGGAUAUCGAGAUGGGCCUUCAGAUCUAUACAUGGAUAUGACAGAGGAAUGGGCAAAUGCUCUACAAAAGUAUCAACAUAUCGAACAACUGCGCGUUGGCAUGGUGUUUUGCCAACAUGACGAUGUAGAGCUUGACUAUGACACAGAAAUCCUCCAACAACGCGAAGACCGCAUUGAAUGCGCAAAACCUCCUUAUAUCACAAUGCCAUCUGGUACGCCGUCCAGCACAGACGUCCACUUGCUGUUCUCUUGUGUCCCAGCCUGGGGUAUGUAUAUGCCACCAGACUACUACCAAGCAAAAGCCACAAUAUCAACCGAGCUUUGCGGUUGUAUUGAUAACGACGAAACAAUUAGAAGAAGACUGAGGAUUUUGAGUACAUUCAAAUCAGAUUCAUCAAACUUGUUCAGUCUUCUCGAUCCCCUUAUUCGAAGCUACGAGACCAUAUACCGUGAUUUGUGGAAUUCCAGGCCGAUAACUUGCUCGAUGACAGCACAGAUUUUUGACGCCGUAUGCAAGCCUGAUGUUGUUAUUCUCGAUUUCUUUGCUCAUCAACAAAUGCUAGCCACUCGCGCUGUUUCCGGAAGAGCCAUACCCAUCGUGGCAUGGGUGACAGGCCAUAUAGCUCACAUCAGCCACAUAUUUGGUCCCACCAGACUUGGGGGUUCUGACGUGGGUUUCACCGCCAGGAUUGAAGAGGAAAUGAAACGUACGGGGCUUGCAGCCACAGAAGUAGGUGAUAUCGUGUAUAAGCGUACAGAUGGCACAAUAGUGAAUGUUCCAGGAGCACCGGCCAUGUAUGACUGGGAGUUCUUCCCUCAGCUGCUCCCCUUCAAUGCGCCACAAUGGGUUGAAAUCGUCAUUGCUGCUGAAGCAGGCCUUAAGGAGUGCGAUGCAAUAUUUUCAACGUCUGCACAUGCCUUCGAGGAAGAGUCUCUAGCCGCCUUCAAAUCUUGGUUUUCAACGCAGCAGAAAGAAGUGCACGUUAUCGGCCCUUUUCUCUCAUCUAAGAAGACAGUAGAUGAAUCUCUCUAUGCAGCCGCUCGCGAUUUUCUUCUGCAUGCGCAAGAGAACUAUGACGAGAAUUCGGUUCUUCUCAUUUCUUUCGGGACAAUCUUCUGGCCAACAGUGCAUGGUUACAUUGAGGAAGUCAUAGAAGCGCUGGUGGAGAAAAAAUUUCCUUUUAUUAUUACGCACGCAUCGCCUUUUGCUAAAAUAUCGGAAAACCUCGUGCAAAAAGUUCAAGCGACAGGAAUUGGGCUAAUCUCAAAAUGGGUCCCACAGCAAUAUAUCUUAGACCAUCCGGCCACCGGCUGGUUCAUGACACAUGGUGGACAAAAUAGCGUUCUGGAGGCGCUUGGAAGUGGGAUUCCAAUGAUCUGUUGGCCUUUCGAAGCUGACCAACCGAUCGCUGCUGCACAUAUGAGCGAAAAUCUCAAUGUCGCAUUUGAGCUAGUCGAAGUCAGGACUGGAGAACAUGGCAUGAAGCCUCUGCUGCGUCGGAACGGGAGGAAAGCCAAAGGGAUGCGCGCAGCUGUAGGUGCCGAGAUUCGUGAAGUCAUUGAUGCUUGUCGUGGGUUAAGAGGAGCCGAACUAAGAAGAAACUCCGAAGCUCUGAAAGCGAAGCUUGCAAAAGCAUGGGGCGACGAAGGUGCUGGCAGGAAAGAACUACGUGCAUUCUUGAUGAAGCAUGGACACGAAAUAUCAUGUAGACCCCUGCAGAACGGAGACAUAUGCAAAACGUGCCUUCAAAAUCUGCUUAGAUAA
Molecule: messenger RNA, 2700 nt
Organism: Psilocybe cubensis
Lineage: Eukaryota; Fungi; Basidiomycota; Agaricomycetes; Agaricales; Agrocybaceae
Exons: 13
Coding region: 1-2700 (899 amino acids)
Molecular function (GO): UDP-glycosyltransferase activity
Source: RefSeq, a predicted model, not a curated record